This is a messenger RNA of Podarcis lilfordi (Lilford's wall lizard), 4077 nucleotides long. The record is from the annotation of a GenBank genome assembly. NCBI's taxonomy places the organism in Eukaryota, Metazoa, Chordata, Lepidosauria, Squamata, Lacertidae.
AUGGAGGAGAAUCAUGGGAUCGUGGCCUCUCUUGGUAAGGCUCCCUGUGGGAUCAUCCUAUCUGCCUGGAAAUUCAAAAAAUACCUCUAUGUGACAAACCUCAUAUAUUUUCACAGAGCUCAGCAGCGCCCCCUCCAACACCUAGGAACCUAACACCCCCAAAAUAAACCUUGAGCAGCAAAUUACACUUUUUUCUUAUAUAUAUAAUUUUUAAAAUUGUUCUCCAUUUAAUAUUGUACAUUCACAUCAUCAUUAUCCGCUAUACCACCCUGGCUCUUUAGAGCCUCAACUUGCUUCCCUCCGGCCUCAGAUUUCGAAAUUAACAUUUAUAUCAUUGCAAUUUGUACAUUUUCCAAUUUCUAUUACACUUAUUACAGAAUGUCUCAAGAUUUAAAUAUAGAAAGGUAGAAAAUUUCUCAUUACAAGUCUUCAGACAACCCUGCUAGUGAUGUUAAUUGCUUACAAUAAUCUUUCAGAUAUCGUAUAAAUUUACUCCAACCCUUUUGGAAUCCUUAAUCGUGCUGGUUUUCCUGUCAGUGUCACCAGAUAUGCAAAGUCCAUCAUUUUCAUCUGCCAAUCUUCUAACAGAAAUUCUCACCAUGUCAAUUAAUACUUAGUUUGGGAACCUUUAGCUUUAAUUCUGGCCUUACAACGCCUUCCCAUGGAGUGAAGCAAGUUUUUUAGUUCUGCAGCUGUAAUAAUGUGAAACAAAGAUGGAAUUAUUGCCUCUAUUAAUUGGGCUUUAUUGCUGGGUUGCUUCUGACUAACAAGUUUCUUUAGUUGGCUCCAUAGAUUUUCAAUUUGGUUAAGGUCUGGGCUAUUCCCAGUCCAUUCCAGCAGUGGAAUUGAUUAUCUUGAAACCACCUUUUGCACACAGCAGCAACAUGACAUGGAGGUGAAUCCUGCUGAAAUAGAAAACAAACAAACAGAUAGAAAGGUUCAGUAUCUGGGAAAAGAUCACAUGCAGAACGCUUCAGUUUGGGCUCAAGUAUUUCAUUUAUGUAUUUUAGAGCAUUUACAUUCCCUUUGAUGACACAAAUUCGUCCCACAUCUUUUGCUCACAUAUUUCAUGCCAUCACUGCCAAGCAAGGAGAUUUUGGUCUCAUCACUCCAAAGAACACUUUCCCAUUGUUCCGCUGUCCAGUUACCAUGGGUUUUAACCCAGUUUAAUCUUUUCCAUCUUUGCUUGAGAGAUAAUGGCUUUUCCCUUGGAAUUCUAGCAUUUAGACCAGUCCUUGCACUCAACUUCACAUUACAUUGCGCCAUGUCAUCUUGUAGACACCCAGAUGAUUUUCUUCUGUCACGUAGGCACAGUCUCUCCAUUCUUUGAUCAUCACUUGCUGUUGUGCACCUUUUCCUGACUUUACCAGUCUGAUUUUGUAGUGACUGAGUCUCCUUAAAGCUCUUCAAAAAUAUAGAAAGGCCAGCUUUUGUUACGUUUCCCCCAAUCUUGCUUCUAAUUUCUCCAUAACUAUAGCCUUGUUCACUUAAUAGUACUAUUUUACAUUUCUUUCUUGGUGACCAGUCAACUCUUUGUGCCAUUUUAAAUUUUUUAUCAUGUUCUGCAAACUCGCUAAAUGAAAAAACACAAAAGAACCAACAACAACUUGAUAGCAAUCACAUAACACACUGACAAAACAAAAUAAAAGGCUGAGAUGACCGGCAGAAUUCGAGAUCAGGAAGAAGGGUUGAUGGAAGAAGACUGGAGAAAAUUUAAAAUAUAUCUUCAGAAACACUGCAAUAUAAAAGAAUGUUAGAAAAAGGUUGGAAAAGAAUAUUAGACCGUAUUGGCAGACAGGGUAUAAUGGAAUAAGUAAAUAUGAAGUGUAAAAUGAGGAUAGAGGAGAAUUAAAUACUUUCGAAUGUUAAAAUAAGUAAAAGAAAAGAAGGUUAGAAGGAUUUGCUGGAGAUACGAUUUAAACUAGAAUACAAAGCAGGGAGGUGAGAGGAAGUCAUGGAAAUAAGUAAAUGGGAAAAUGGUUUGUAAUGGUCAAAUAUGUUUUUUGUUAUUUCUUUUUUUUUUACGGUGAUUUUCUGCUUUUCUUAUUCCUUUUUUAUUGUCUGUUUUUUAUAAGAUGUAUGUGGUUUGUGUUUCUCUUUUUUAUAUUUUUUCUUUUUUUGUAAUUGUAAAAUUGGAAUAAAUAUUCUUUUAAAAAAAAAAAAAGACAAAACAAAAUUAAAAAAUUCCUUCCAGUAGCACCUUAGAGACCAACAAAGUUUGUUCUUGGUAUGAGCUUUCGUGUGCAUGCACACUUCUUCAGAUACCAGCUCAUAUCAAUAACAAACGUAGUUGCUCUCUAAGGUGCUACUGGAAGGAUUUUUUUUAUUUUGUUUCGACUAAAGCAGAUCAACAUGGCUACCUACCUGUAACACUGACAAAAGUCAUCCUAAGCAAGUUGUGCUUCCUUUUUUGGUUAUUUUGCUAUAACUUUUGAUUGAAUUCACAUAAUUGAACAAACUUUGUUGCAUUACAUUCUUGAUUAAAUUAUCUUUCCAUUGAUAAAUAAUUUCAAGAUAGUACUCCAAAAGAAGUGCUGUUAUGAGCCAGUGUUAUGAGCCAUCAAACCUCUGAAAUACACCUUCCCCCAAAAGGCUUCCACAAUUUUACCACUGUUGUUGUUUAGUCGUUUAGUCGUGUCCGACUCUUCGUGACCCCAUGGACCAGAGCACGCCAGGCACUCCUGUCUUCCACUUCCUCCGCAGUUUGGUCAGACUCAUGUUUGUGGCUUCGAGAAUUUUACCACUACUGUAUAUCAAACAAAGCAGCAUUCAACAACCCAUCAGAAUCUAAUAAUAAAUAUGUUGGUUAAUGACAAACAACAAAGGUAAUGAACACUCACCCAACUCCCUUCAGUUCUUCAUUUGUUCCUGAGGCUCUAAUCCCUUUUUGUUUCCAUUGCAGAUUGUGAUGAAUUGGAAAUCGAGAACAAAGGUGACCACAACAACAUCCCCAGAGAGGAGAAGCCACGGAAAAAUUUGGAGUGUGGAGAGAGAUGCAGUCACAGCUCCCAUUCUACAUCCCAUCAAAGAAAUCUCAUUGGAAAGAAACCCUAUCAGUGCAUGGAAUGUGGAAAGAGCUUCAGUAGGAGUUCCUCUCUCAAUUCCCAUCAAAGAAUUCAUACAGGGGAGAAACCCUAUCAGUGUGUGGAAUGCGGAAAGAGCUUCAGUCAGAGCUCCCAUCUCAUUGCCCAUCAAAGAAUUCAUACAGGGGAGAAACCCUAUCAGUGUGUGGAAUGUGGAAAGAGCUUCAGUAACAGCUCCUCUCUCACUUCCCAUGAAAGAAUUCAUACAGGGGAUAAACCCUAUCAGUGUGUGGAAUGUGGAAAGAGCUUCAGUCAGAUCUCCUCUCUCACUUCCCAUCACAGAAUUCAUACAGGGGAGAAACCCUAUCAGUGUGUGGAAUGUGGAAAGAGCUUCAGUAAAAGCUCCUCUCUCACUUCCCAUGAAAGAAUUCAUACAGGGGAGAAACCCUAUCAGUGUGUGGAAUGUGGAAAGAGCUUUAGUCGGAGCUACUCUCUCACUUCCCAUGAAAGAAUUCAUACAGGGGAGAAACCGUAUCAGUGUGUGGAAUGCGGAAAGAGCUUCACUGAUAACUCCUAUCUUACUUCCCAUCAGAGAAUUCAUACAGGGGAUAAACCCUAUCAGUGUGUGGAAUGUGGAAAGAGCUUCCGUCAAAGCUCCUCUCUUACUUCCCACCAAAGAAUUCAUAGAGGGGAGAAACCCUAUCAGUGUGUGGAAUGUGGAAAGAGCUUCCGUCAAAGCUCCUCUCUUACUUUCCAUCAAAGAAUUCAUAGAGGGGAGAAACCCUAUCAGUGUGUGGAAUGUGGAAAGAGCUUCUGUCAGAGCUCCAAUCUCACUUCCCAUCAAAAAAAUCAUACAGGGGAGAAACCCUAUCAGUGUAUGGAAUGUGGAAAGAGCUUCAGGAAGAGCUCAUAUCUCACUUCCCAUCACAGAAUUCAUACAGGGGAGAAACCCUAUCAGUGUGUGGAAUGUGGAAAGAGCUUUAGUCGGAGCUACUCUCUCACUUCCCAUCGAAGAUUUCAUACAAAGUUUGGAAAAACCAUUAUACAGCUUUAG